This is a messenger RNA of Cuculus canorus (common cuckoo), 1837 nucleotides long. RefSeq names its product progestin and adipoQ receptor family member 9 (gene PAQR9). The record is from RefSeq and is a predicted model, not a curated record. Gene Ontology annotation, molecular function: signaling receptor activity. The coding region runs from base 127 to 1212 and encodes 361 amino acids. Gene Ontology annotation, cellular component: membrane. The transcript is spliced from 3 exons. Lineage: Eukaryota; Metazoa; Chordata; Aves; Cuculiformes; Cuculidae.
CCCCCCGCAUCCAUCAUUCGCGGCGGCUCGGGUGUCGGGCGCCUCCCUCGCCGGGGCGCGGGGGGGCGGCUCGGGCGCUGAUCGGUCUCCGGUCGCCGCGAUGCCGGGGCUGCAGCCGCCGUCACAAUGAGCAAUGCCGCGGGCGGCGGGGAGCGCGGGCUGCGGGCGGGCAAGGACGGGGAGCCGCCCGCCCGCCCCGCCGCCCUGCUGCGCUGGGACGAGGUGCCCGAGGACUUCGUGGAGUGCUUCAUCCUCUCGGGGUACCGGCGGCUGCACUGCUCGGCGCAGGAGUGCGUGGCCUCGGUGCUGCAGCCCACCAACGAGACCCUCAACUUCUGGACGCACUUCAUCCCGCUGCUGCUGUUCCUGAGCCGGUUCGGGCGGCUGCUGCUGCUGCGGGGCGCGGGGGACCUGCCCUUCCACCACCCGGCGCUGCUGCCGCUCUGGUGCUACGCCUCGGGGGUGCUGCUCACCUUCGCCAUGAGCUGCACGGCCCACCUCUUCAGCUGCCUCUCCCCGCGCCUCCGCGCAGCCUUCUUCUACCUGGACUACGCCUCCAUCAGCUACUACGGCUUCGCCAGCACCGUGGCUUAUUCCUACUACCUGCUGCCGGGGCUGAGCCUGCUGGACGCGGGUGCCAUGAGCCGGCUGGUGCAGCAGCGGCUGGGCUGGCAGCUGGACUGCGCCGUGCCCAUCGCAGCCUACCGCGCCAUGGUGCUGCCCGUGGCCUUGGCCUUGGCCGUGGGCUGCACGGCCGCCUGCUGCCGCAGCCGAGCCGCCUGCUGCGCCUACCCCUUCGCCGUGCGCACCUUCGUCUUCGCCAUGCCGCUCAGCAUGGCCUGCCCCAUCAUGCUCGAGAGCCUCUUCUUCGACCUCCGCACGCGCAACCCCACGCUCUUUGUAUACUUCUACCGACGCUACUUCUGGCUGCUGGUGGCCGCCUUCUUCAAUGUUAGCAAAAUCCCCGAGCGCAUCCAGCCAGGGCUCUUCGACAUCGUGGGGCACAGCCAUCAACUGUUUCAUAUCUUCACCUUCCUCAGCAUCUAUGACCAGGUGCACUACGUGGAGGAUGGGCUGGCCGAGUUCCUCAAGGCGCCCCUGGCUGCCCCCACCUACCUGGGCACCGUGGGCUACAUGCUGCUCCUGACGCUCUGUUUGGCCAUGGUCGUCAGGAAGUUCCUCAAUGUCGCAGACCUCUGUAAGCAGGACUAGCCAGGCUGGUGGCCCUCAGGCCAGCGACCACCCUACCGGUGACCUUUGGUCUGGAGACUCUCUGGCCCGUGACCUUCAGACUGGUGACCCUUGGGCUGGAGACCUUCUGGCUCGUGACCUUCAGACUGGUGACCCGCAGACCAGCCCCACCAUCUCCUGAAGAUGCUGUGAAACCUGGGGGAAACACACCUGUGGAAGGGCCAGGUCUUCUUUGUGGAGGGUUGCCAGAGAAAAUGCCGACGGCAGAACUGCUUGUGUUCUCUAAACUACUAGGUUACCAGGGGAAGCAAGCAAACGCUUACUGAUAAGAACAGCAUUUACUGACACUUGAUGAUGCCCUGCCCGUUGCUGGGGCUUGGAAGCUGCCCUGCGAAGACUGAAGUGCUUUGCUCCUCUCUGUCUGCUGCUGCAAGAUUCAUCCGUGGGACUGCCUGAGCCACAGUGCCUCUGUGCACACGGGAAUGCUGCUGGCACCUCUUAACCUCUGCCUCCGAGGUUCCGGGACAUCCCAAUAGCAGUUGCACCUCACCCACAUAAUUACUCUUGCAAAUUUAGCAAGCCUGGAUCCAGGUCAUUCUACUGCUUUCUUCAUCCAGCACUGCAGAAAGGAGUACAGGUAUUACAU